CAAAGCAACCCAUCACCAGAAAAAAAAAAAGCACAAAGAGAAAACAAAAAAAAAAUGGAGAUGUGGUUCUUCAUCCUCGCCUCUUUCUCCAUCUCUCUCCUCCUCCACGCCGCCUUCCGUCUCCGCCGCAGCUCCCGUCGCCUCCCGCCGGGCCCCGACAAUGCCAUCCCCUUUGUCGGGACCCUCCGGUGGCUCCGCCAAGGCCUCGGCGGUCUCGAGUCCCACCUACGUAACCUCCACCGCCGUCUCGGCCCCAUCGUCACCAUCCGCAUCACUAGUCGUCCGGCGAUCUUCGUCGCCGACCGCUCUCUCGCCCACCAAGCCCUCAUCCAAAACGGCGCCGUAUUCGCCGACCGACCUCCGGCUCCCCCGACAAGCAAGGUCGUUACCAGCAACCAACACAACAUCAGCUCUGCUUCGUACGGACCCACGUGGCGGCUCCUCCGCCGCAAUCUCACCUCCGAGAUCCUCCACCCCUCGCGCGUGAGAUCUUACUCCUACGCGCGUAAAUGGGUCUUUCAGAUUCUCGUGGAUCGGUUCCGCACGAGUGGUGGGCAAGAGGCUGUCGUCGUCGUCGAUCAUAUCCACUACGCCAUGUUCGCUCUUCUCGUGCUGAUGUGUUUCGGAGACAAACUCGACGAGAAACAGAUCAAACAGGUCGAAUUCGUUCAGCGAAGACUGCUUCUGAGUUUCGGCAGAUUCAAUAUCCUAAAUGUUUGGCCCAAGAUCACCAAAUUUCUUCUCCGGAAGAGAUGGGAGGAUUUUCUCCAGUUACGGCGAGACCAAGAAGCCGUGUUACUUCCUCUGAUUCGUGCCCGGAGGAAGAUAGUCGACGAGAACGCGAAAUCUGGGAUUUCCGACAGCGACAACAAAGACUAUGUCCUGUCGUAUGUCGACACUCUCCUCGAUCUCGAGCUCCCAGACGAGAAGAGGAAGCUGGACGAGGGCGAGAUGGUGAGCCUGUGCUCGGAGUUCCUCAACGCCGGUACCGACACGACGGCGACGGCCUUACAGUGGAUCAUGGCGAAUCUCGUGAAAUACCCAGAAAUCCAAAACCGAUUGCACGAAGAGAUCAAGGGCGUAACCGGCGGAACAGAGGGAGAAAUCAAAGAAGAAGAUCUGCAGAAGAUGCCAUACCUGAAAGCUGUGGUCUUAGAAGGGCUCAGGAGACAUCCGCCGGGACAUCUCGUGCUUCCACACAGUGUAACAGACGACACCGAUUUGGGCGGCUACUCGGUUCCGAAGAACGGUACGAUCAAUUUCAUGGUUGCAGAUAUGGGUUGGGACCCGGAGGUUUGGGAGGAUCCGAUGGCGUUCAAGCCGGAGAGGUUUGUCAAUGGCGAAGAUUCCGUCGACAUCACCGGAAGCCGAGGGAUAAAGAUGAUGCCUUUCGGGGUGGGACGGCGGAUUUGCCCAGGAUUGAACCUGGCACUGCUCCACCUCGAGUAUUUCGUGGCGAAUCUCGUGGCGGAGUUCGAGUGGAAAGCGGCGGCAAAUGAUGACGUGGACUUGUCGGAGAAGCUGGAGUUCACGGUAGUGAUGAAGAAGCCAUUGAAGGCACAUGCUGUGCCAAGAAUGAGAUGAAGAACGAGAGGUGGCGGGUUUAAUUUAGUAGUGUCGUUCAUGUUUGAUAUUUUGCUUUCUUGUGGGUUUUGGUGAGAUGAAUAAAUGGCACUUAUUUGAUGUUAUUGCAUGUGUAAUAAAUUUGGUACGAGGUUUUUCAAGAGCAAUAAAUUAAACUAAAAAGUAUGGAUUUCGUUA
Molecule: messenger RNA, 1761 nt
Organism: Tarenaya hassleriana
Lineage: Eukaryota; Viridiplantae; Streptophyta; Magnoliopsida; Brassicales; Cleomaceae
Product: cytochrome P450 89A2-like
Exons: 1
Coding region: 55-1584 (509 amino acids)
Cellular component (GO): membrane
Molecular function (GO): iron ion binding; heme binding; oxidoreductase activity, acting on paired donors, with incorporation or reduction of molecular oxygen, NAD(P)H as one donor, and incorporation of one atom of oxygen
Source: RefSeq, a predicted model, not a curated record